CGUUGGGGCUAUUUAAAGGUGCGCGCCGGAGCCAGCGCCGCACAGUUGCGGGUCGGUCGGGGCGUGUGACGUGCAGCGGCCAUGGCCUGCCAUCUGGAGCUCAACAGCGGCGCCAAGAUGCCCACCCUGGGCCUGGGCACCUGGAAGUCCCCUCCUGGCCAGGUGACUGAGGCCGUGAAGGUUGCCAUUGACUUUGGGUACCGCCACAUUGACUGCGCCCAGGUGUACCAGAAUGAGAAGGAGGUGGGAGUGGCCCUCCAGGAGAAGCUCAAGGAGCAGGUGGUGAAACGCCAGGAGCUCUUCAUCGUCAGCAAGCUGUGGUGCACGUUCCACGACAAGAGCAUGGUGAAAGGAGCCUGCCAGAAGACGCUCAGCGACCUGCAGCUGGACUACCUGGACCUCUACCUUAUUCACUGGCCAACAGGCUUCAAGCCUGGGCCUGAUUAUUUCCCACUGGAUGCAUCAGGAAAUGUGAUUCCCAGUGACACCGAUUUUGUGGACACGUGGACGGCCAUGGAGCAGCUGGUGGAUGAAGGUUUGGUGAGAUCGAUUGGUGUCUCCAACUUCAACCCUCUCCAGAUUGAGAGGAUCUUAAACAAACCUGGCUUAAAAUAUAAGCCUGCAGUUAACCAGAUUGAGUGCCACCCGUACCUAACUCAGGAGAAGCUGAUUGAGUACUGCCACUCCAAAGGCAUCGUGGUGACUGCGUACAGUCCUCUUGGCUCUCCUGACAGGCCCUGGGCCAAGCCAGAAGACCCUUCUCUCCUGGAGGAUCCCCGGAUUAAGGCAAUUGCAUCCAAGUACAAUAAAACUACAGCCCAGGUGCUGAUUCGGUUCCCCAUACAGAGGAACUUGGUGGUGAUCCCCAAGUCUGUGACACCAGCACGAAUUACUGAGAACUUGAAGGUCUUUGACUUCGAGCUGAGCAAGGAGGAUAUGACCACUCUACUGAGCUACAACAGGAACUGGAGGGUGUGUGCCUUGAUGAGCUGUGCUAAACACAAGGAUUACCCCUUCCAUGCGGAAGUCUGAAGCUGUGGAUGCCUGCUGUACCCCAAGUGACUCGCGCCUGUUCUUCUUGCUUCAUCUGUCCUGAGAGGUGUCGUGUGGCCUGUGUCCCUCCGCAAUGGUGGAGCCUUGCCCAUCAGACCACGGGGGUCUCUGGAGAGCAGUGUCAGUAGCUGAGGGAUCUUCUUCAGCCUUUCUUGGCCUUUCUUCUUACCCACCUGGGGAACAUUUAACACAGUACCUUUCCAACCAAAGAGAAGCAAGAUUUGUAGUUCAAGUAGUGCCACUAACGGUUAAGUUUUUAGUGCUUAGAACUGUAGUCCUUUGGGUCACACUUCCCUUUGCCUCAAAUAAAAAUUGCUUUUGUGAA
Messenger RNA from Peromyscus leucopus (white-footed mouse), 1378 nucleotides. Its product is annotated as aldo-keto reductase family 1 member B1. The transcript has 10 exons. The coding region runs from base 82 to 1032 and encodes 316 amino acids. Gene Ontology annotation, molecular function: aldose reductase (NADPH) activity. Lineage: Eukaryota; Metazoa; Chordata; Mammalia; Rodentia; Cricetidae. The record is from RefSeq and is a predicted model, not a curated record. Gene Ontology annotation, cellular component: cytosol.